GCUGGACAAGUUAAGCAAACGCUUUCGUCGACCUGGCAGACUUUCCUCAUGAGCUAAGAGGCUAGCAGCGCUAGCUCUAACGUUAGGUGUUGCCAGAAGUGGCAGGGAGAUUUACAUACUGUAAUGUAGCCAGAUACCUGGGGGGAGAGGUGUCUGUAUUAAAGGCUGAACGUUGGCUGAACUAAAAGGAAAGAAGCGACCGGCAGUUUCGUGAUUUGGACCUUAACAAAGCUAGCAAGGAUCUGCCAUGCAAACUACGUUACUGAAGGCACAGGGAGAGGAGGAAAGCCAUUUGGGAAAAGAUAUGCUGAAAGUUGGACCACUAAAAUAACUACAACUACUGCUUCUAAAAACGUAAAAGCAGAACCAAGCCAAACAGCCUGUGGUCAACCAGACCAGCUCGCCAAGGGAAAUGGUGAUAUGUAAUUGAAGACAUUCCUGCAUAUAGGAGCUAACGUGGCUAGUGAAGAGGGGUGGCUCUUUGUUUCAGCCUAACUGUUGAAAUACACCCACAGGUGUGUCCAUGGCCUGAGGAGCUAAGUUUGGCCUGGCUUCAACUCUUGUGAACAAGUAUUGCAACUAGCCUCAUGCUUUUUAAUAAAACUGUCCGAGCUGCCCACUCAACUAAAACGAGGAGAACAUAAAGCUUGAUGUCUCCAGAUUUUGUUCACAUUUAAUCAAGGUGAAACAAACCCAGUGAAAAGACAUGAGGGCUGUGAUGAGUAGAGUAUGGGGGUGGGUAUGGCCAUGGAGCAGAUCUCCUGUGUCAGAGAACACCACAGUGGUGUCAGCAGAAGGCCAGAAGGUCAGCAGCCAAGGCUACAGGGGGUUGACUUCCUGGAUCUGGGGAGCUCGCAAAAUUGACCAAACCAGUCUGGUAGAAGAAUAUUGGGAGGCACAGGAGAAGCUCCAGCCCAUGGAAAUUGAAGAUCUUGGUCCUGGGAAACUGGAGACAGUAGAACACGCUCCUCGGUGGUGGGAUAAGUUUCAUCCAUCUAACUACUUCCUCUGGCCAGGAAAGCUUCAGCCAAGUAGGGUGAGACGAAGGAAAAUAGCUGGUUGGAAUCAAGCUGCUUGGGACUCGGAUAAUGACGGGGAGUUUUCUGACUAUGGAACUCCUCCACCAUCUCCUACACCUCCUUCCUCUCAGCUGGUGUCUCCUUUACGACUCUUUGUACACAGCUGGAAGGGGGAAAUUUUACCGGAGCACUAUGAGAUCUGCUUCAAUUUUCUGCGCCACUUGUUUGACCUGUUCGUGGUUGGCUUCUUGUGGACUGUGUCCCCUCCUACAAAGCUGAUCCUGGAGGUUUUGGGGGUCCAUGGAGCGCUGAAGCUGUGGUUUCAUGGGAUGGCCAUGUUUUUUGUCUCCACAGUGGGAAUGGCAGGAUUGCUUUGGUUGAUCCAAGAGUAUCUUCCACAAUUUGCCUUGAUCUAUGGAAUCGUGCAAGCCUUGGUGAUCUCUGUCAGUGUGCGACAGAGUGUGAUCCUAGGAGAGGAGGAGGAAAAAGAUGAUCAAGACAAGGAAGAUGAAGAAGUGAAAGAUAACGGGGAUCAUAAAGAGAAGCUUGUGUCUGCAAAAGACAAGAUUAUGCCUUGAGUAACAGCUGUCAUUUAGGUGGCUUAAAUUGAGGAAGGUCGCCAUCAUUUUCGGGAGACCACUAAUGCCAGGAGAAUCCUAUUUGGAUUAAAUCCCUUCCAGAUGUUUGGCAUGAUGUACAGUGAAGCUGCAGAGAGACUGAAGCACACAUUUCACUGCUGGACUGCAACUUGCAAUGGAAGUUAGGCAUUGCAACACAUUUACUACAAACUCACAAAGGUGUACUGAUUCCAUGUUAUUUUCAAUACUAUUGUCCCACUCCCCUUUUUUUCAAGUGUCCUUGCUUGACUUUAAUGGUAUUACACUGUUUAAUAUCUAAAAACGUAUGAUACCACUACCUUACCACAGCAAAUCAGCAACAACUGUCUUUAUUCAAGAAGUUGUGUUACAGAACAUCACACAAACUUAUUCACAGAGAUUGUGUUUUCAGUUUGCCUUUGCCAGCUCUUUUGCUGAAAUUGUAUCAUUUUUGGUUCCUGUUUGAUGCUGUCAGCAUGAUUUCUGCUCUGGCUGCACCGUUGCAGUCCAAUGUUGAGAGCCACACUGAGAUUGUCUAUGCUAAUCCUUUUCCUUCAACUAUCCCAGUCUGUAUGGUAAGUCCUCUAGAGGGUAUAUUGAAAAAAUAAACUUCAGCUUGUGUGACAUUGGAAUUGUAAAAUUUUCUGAGGGAUUUUGAAUCAUAUCAUGAAUCAGAGCAUGAAUAUUUGGAUAAAACAAUUUUAAAAAGCACAUUUUAACUCCAGGCUCACAAUGUUGUUGAAGUAGUGAACAUUUAUAAAUAUUUUAGAAUUCAGUCUUUGUUGACAGCAUUUGAAGUGGUAUCAAAAUGUCAGUUAUAGUGACACACAGAUAUAUAUGUAUGUAUGUAUGUAUGUAUAUAUAUAUAUAUAUAUAUAUAUAUACACACACACACACAAUUCCUACACAAAAACAUUACAGAGAUUUCUCAAAUAUGAAAACUGACAACUUCACAAUAUUGCUCUUGCUUGUCCUUAUCUGUUCAAAUAUUUUGAAUAUUGACAAUACCAGCACUUUUUGAUACCUGUUAUCUGUACUGACUUGUUUUGCCUUAUGUCAUUUUUCUGUGCCACAAUAUUUUGUUUUUAUCAGAAACACAAGCCACAAUUCUUCACUACAAGUAUCCUCAUAUUUUUCCUCUUUUUUUCACAUUUUAUUUCCAAAGGCACAAAUGAUAAAAUCCUAUGUUUUUCAAAUUGUAAAAUUAAUUUGGUCUAAGUGCACAAUAGCACAUUUUGCACACUACAUAUCUGUAACUACAUAUGACUUGCAAUAUUUAUAAUUUUCUCUAUAGCAUAAGCCCCUGAUUUAUUUCUUGAUAAGUAUUCUGAUUUUGAGUUUGCCUACCUGCAUCAGUGCUUUUAAGAAUGUUGGAAAUGGUCUUGGGUAUUUUUGUAUUGUAGCAAAGUGGAACUGAAGCUGUCUGCUUCACAAAUUCACAGUAACAGUGGGACCCCAAAAAACUGAUACAAUGUCUACAGGUCUUUGCCUUGAAUUGAUUGUUUGCCCGUGUUAUAAAGAUGUUAUCCCAAUGAUGUUAACCGUGAUAAGCUUUUGUAAAGGAAGAUAUUUUUGUAAUAAGGGUAGCCAAUACACUUAACAAGUGCUGGAUCACUGUAGUGAAUGACAUCUAGAUCUAAUUCCUUGGAUGAGGGAAAAUCCCAAGCAUAUUAGUUGUACAUUAAUAACUUGAGGUAGAAAAAGUAUCUGCUGAGACCUCUAACUGUACAUUUUAUAAAAUUGCCAUGUCUGUCACUGUACACUGAGUUGAUAAUUGGUCCUACUGGCAAAAUAAAACUGUUCUGCUUUGUCUUGA
Molecule: messenger RNA, 3431 nt
Organism: Myripristis murdjan (pinecone soldierfish)
Lineage: Eukaryota; Metazoa; Chordata; Actinopteri; Holocentriformes; Holocentridae
Gene: c11h6orf47
Product: chromosome 11 C6orf47 homolog
Exons: 3
Coding region: 707-1597 (296 amino acids)
Source: RefSeq, a predicted model, not a curated record